CGGAAACGGAAAUGCGUCACAGGGGGCGGACGGUGGCAGUGGCAGCGGCUGAGGGCGGCGGCGGGGGCGCCUCCGGGGGUCGGCGGCGGCGCCGGGCGGGGAGGCGGCUCCUGCCCGGGGAUCGGCGGGACACGGCGGGAACGAGGGCCAGCGGCAGCGGCGGCCUGGGACGCAGGCGGAGCCCCGCGCCGGCCCAAGGUCCCGGCUAUGGCAGCGGCUACCAUUGUGCACGACACGUCUGAGGCCGUGGAGCUCUGCCCCUCGUAUGGCUUGUACCUCAAACCCAUCACCAAGAUGACCAUUAGCGUGGCCCUGCCGCAGCUGAAGCAGCCGGGCAAGUCCAUCUCCAACUGGGAGGUGAUGGAGCGUCUGAAGAGCAUGGUGCACAACCACCAGUUCUCCACCCUGCGCAUCUCCAAGAGCACCAUGGACUUCAUCCGCUUCGAGGGCGAGGUGGAGAACAAGAGCCUGGUCAAGUCAUUCCUGGCCUGCCUGGACGGCAAGACCAUUAAGCUCAGCGGCUUCUCUGACAUCCUGAAGGUGCGGGCUGCUGAGUUCAAGAUCGAUUUCCCAACGCGGCACGACUGGGACUCCUUCUUCCGUGAUGCCAAGGACAUGAACGAGACCCUGCCAGGGGAGAGGCCGGACACUAUCCACCUGGAGGGGCUGCCCUGCAAGUGGUUUGCCCUUAAGGAGUCAGGCUCGGAGAAGCCCAGCGAGGAGGUCCUCGUGAAAGUGUUUGAGAAGUUUGGGGAGAUCCGGAAUGUGGACAUCCCCAUGUUGGACCCCUACCGGGAGGAGAUGACUGGCCGGAACUUCCACACGUUCAGUUUUGGGGGCCACUUGAACUUCGAGGCCUAUGUCCAGUACUGCGAGUAUGUGGGCUUCAUUCAAGCCAUGAGCGCCCUGCGUGGCAUGAAGCUCAUGUACAAGGGUGAGGAUGGCAAGGCUGUGGCCUGCAACAUCAAGGUUUCUUUUGAUUCAACCAAACACCUGAGUGAUGCUUCCAUUAAAAAGCGGCAGCUGGAGAGGCAGAAGCUUCAGGAGCUGGAGCAGCAGAGGGAGGAGCAGAAACGCAGAGAGAAGGAGGCCGAGGAGAGGCAGCGGGCAGAGGAGAGGAAACAGAAGGAGCUGGAGGAGCAGGAACGGGAGCGGAAGCGGGAGGAGAAGCUGCGGAAGAGGGAGCAGAAGCAGCGGGACCGGGAGCUGCGCCGCAGCCAGCGGAGACUGGAGAAGCUGCAGGCUGAGGAGCUGCUGCAGCAGAAGAUCCGGCUGGAGGAGCGGAAGCUGCUGCUGGCCCAGCGCAACCUGCAGUCCAUCCGGCUGGUGGCCGCGCUGCUCAGCAGGGCCAAGGCGGCGAGGCUGCAGGAACAGGAGCGGAAGGAGGAGCGACGGCGGCUGCAGGAGGCUGAGCUCCGGCGCGUGGAGGAGGAGAAAGAGCGUGCGCUGGGCCUGCAGCGCCGGGAGCGGGAGCUGCGGGAGCGCCUGCUGACCCUGCUGCUGACCAAGCGUCCGGAUGACGGGGCCAUGCACGCGGAGCUGGGUGGCGCGCAUGUGGAGCUGCUGCAGCCUGUGCUGGACAUCUUGCAGACCGUGUCCACGGGCGGCGCCAGUGCACUGCACCCCCUCAUGGGUGGGGCCCCAGCGGGCGCCCCCAGGGAAACCCCGGCUCACCCAGAGGCCGGCUGCCCGCCCCAGAGCGUGAACGGCGGUGUGGCCGAGGAUGCCCCAUGCAAGGAGGGUCCGGGUGUGCGUUGCGGGACCCUGGCAGACAGCUCCCCGAAGAGGUGCCCCAGCGUUCUUGCCUGCAUCCCUGACAACAACCAGCAGCCCAAGGGCGCUCCCGCCUGUGAGCAGGGUCCGCCCAGGAAGGAUGGGCGCUCCGAGCAGGACAAGUGCAACCGGGAGCCCAGCGCCGGCCGCAGCCGGGCAGGUGGGGACAGCGACGAGCGACAGCAACGGGAGCGCAGUGGGACCCAGCGAGCCGGCAGCAGGGACGACACGCGGCCGCAGAAGGAGCGGAGGCCGCACAAGAAGCACGAGAGGGAGGGCAGUGCGCAGCGGCGGAGCGCCAGCCCGGACCACGCGCGGUCCCGCAGGUCGCGCAGCAGAGACAGGCGCCGCCGGGGCCGCAGCCGGGGCCGCAGGGCCAGUCCGGGCCGGAAGCACAGCCGUCACCGCCGCAGGGCCGAGCGCUCUCGCUCCCGGUCCCCGAGCCGGCACCGCAGCACCUGGAACAGGUAAUGAAGAGCGCGGCCCCGUGGCCCGCCCGAGGCCCGGACCGCCAGCGUCCUGGCCCCUGUCCCCACAUCCUGGCUUCUGCCCCCUCCGUCCGCCCGCAAGGCUGAUUCGCCCACCCACAAGUGUCGCAGGAGCCCCUUGGGAAACCACCGCGCCCGAGCCACCUGCCUGAAUUUCCCGUGGACUCCGGCGCUGAGCUUCAGCGUGCAGUGGCGGGUCCCGGCUUCAAUGCCCCUUCAGACUGUUGAUCCAAUAGCUUUAACGUGCUGGUCCUCUGGGAACCUCGCUCAGACCAGCUCCCUAAGGGAGGGUGGCAGCGCCCCUAGCACUGGUGCACGCCCAUCUGCACAUGUGGUUCCCACGUGUGCUUGGCCACAGCCACGCAUGCGCUCACACAAGGUGUGGCCCCCUGAUUUGUCAGAAGCUUGGGCCACCCCAGAGUCGCAGGGCAUCGCCGUGAAAUACGCCUUGCUGUCUCUGAUGUCACCUGAGUGGCAACUGUAGUCUGGGCAGGUGGCCAGAGGGAGGUGGUGUGGGUGGUCUGUGGGGUGGGUGAGGAACAUCACGUCCUUCUCUAAGCGGGCAGGAUCCAGGCCACUGCUGUUAAGUGGUCUGAUGCUCCUGAACUUCAAAAACAUUCACUUUCUACAACUCCAAGUAAUUAAGCUAAACAAAGUGGGUUAAAAGCUUUGGUUUCUGGUAAAAGGUUAGUGCGUGUGGUUUUUUUAAGAAGCCAUUUUGCUAAAUUAUUUUUACUUGGAAUGUUUGAAACAUUUAAGGCUGCAAACUUGUUAAAUUUUAUAAUCGUUUGCUUCUCAAAGUGAAGCUCAGAAAUACUUAAAACAUAGCUGUAACGUUUGCAUUAGGAAAGAUGGUGUUUAUUCCAGUUUGCAUUUUUAUGGUGAAAUAAAAAUCCUUUUCCAAUGAACUAAAA
Messenger RNA from Nycticebus coucang (slow loris), 3175 nucleotides. It is a transcript of the gene AKAP17A, whose product is annotated as A-kinase anchoring protein 17A. Lineage: Eukaryota; Metazoa; Chordata; Mammalia; Primates; Lorisidae. Gene Ontology annotation, biological process: regulation of RNA splicing. Bases 208 to 2244 code for a protein of 678 amino acids. Gene Ontology annotation, cellular component: cytosol; nuclear speck. The record is from RefSeq and is a predicted model, not a curated record. The transcript is spliced from 5 exons. Gene Ontology annotation, molecular function: protein kinase A binding; RNA binding.